Molecule: messenger RNA, 2034 nt
Organism: Macadamia integrifolia
Lineage: Eukaryota; Viridiplantae; Streptophyta; Magnoliopsida; Proteales; Proteaceae
Product: box C/D snoRNA protein 1-like
Exons: 6
Coding region: 381-1718 (445 amino acids)
Biological process (GO): maturation of LSU-rRNA from tricistronic rRNA transcript (SSU-rRNA, 5.8S rRNA, LSU-rRNA); snoRNA localization; box C/D snoRNP assembly
Cellular component (GO): pre-snoRNP complex; nucleus
Source: RefSeq, a predicted model, not a curated record
AUUUCAUUCCAAAUGGUCCGAGUCAUAAUAGUCCUGGGCCAACUCUGUGAUUGCUUGGUUCGUGGAACGGCUGCUCACACCUGACAUGGUCAUGGAGUGGCAAAAGAGAAACCUAGGAUUUUCACCGCCUCUGUUUAUCACUGUGUAGUUGUACACUUGUACAUAUAUGCCCUAGCACCGGGCGGUGUGGGGCGGUGCUGGGCGCAGCGCAGAAGCUCUGCUGCGAGUGGUGGUGGUUGCAUCUGCAGGCUGGGGACCAAUCAUCCCAAUCAGAGGGAAGAUCUUUUCUCACUCUCUAGUUUCCAUGGAGAUUUACUGAUCAGUAGAAGCUCCGAAGCACAAAGCCUUAGAACUCUUUCUACAGUAUACAAUCUCUACUUAUGGAGGAGCAGCAAGAAUCAGUUGUACCUCCAAACACUGAUCAUGAUCACUCAAAACAAGCCUCUCUCUGUGAAGAAUGCAGCUUAAACCCAUCAAAAUACAGAUGCCCAGGUUGCUCUUUUCGCUCUUGUAGCCUUCCCUGCGUCAAAGCUCACAAGCAACGCACUGGUUGUACAGGGAAGAGACUCAGAACUCAAUUUGUCCCUCUUUCCCAAUUCGAUGACAAUCUCCUCAUCUCUGACUACAAUUUCCUGGAGGAAGCAAAGAAGGCUGCUGAAUCUGCGCAGAGAAUGCGACGUGGGAAGUUCGGGAGUUUCCAUUUCAAGCUGCCCUUUAAGCUGAGGAUGCUUCGGAAUGCAGCAGGUCGCCGUAAAACGCGACUUCUUCUUCUCCCGGAAGGAAUGUCGAAGAGGGAGAAAAACCAGUCACGAUAUGACCAAAAGAAGGAUUCCAUUUUCUGGACGAUUGAGUGGCGUUUUCGGUCAGCAGAUGUUAUACUAAUUGACCAUGGGGUAGAUGAAAACACGAAUCUCUGCUCCAUAAUUGAGAAACAUCUGCAGCCUGGACCUUGGAAUCAUCAGUUAAUGCCAUUCUGUAGGGAGUUUGAAAAUCUCAGGUUCUUCAUCAUUAAAAACCCUAAGGGACCCAAAUCACAUUUUCAUCAAUUGGACAUGAAGGCCCCAUUAAGGCAACAGUUGGCUGAUAUAAUUGUCAUUGAGUACCCUGUUGUUCAUAUUUUUCUCCCUUCAGAUGGACCUGACUUCGAGAUUAUUAAAGAUGCAAAAGCAAUCCCUCAGAAAUUGGAAAAUAGGUUAUCUCCUAAUGAUGAACGAAGCCCAAAAGGUGUCCUCUUCAGGGAGGAGGAAAUAGAAGACGAUGGCAUCAGUGAUCCACAGAUUUUAGAUCUUUUGGAGUAUAUGAAUUCAGAACCUUUGGAUAAUUUGCAAGUUGUCAAUGGGAGAACUGAUGGAGAAGUUAUUUCUUCCGGUUCACAGUUGGCAGAAGUUUCCCGAGAUCUCACACCAUCAUUGAAAAAUGAAUCACAAAUGUGUAGAGGAGACAAAGUUACUUUGAGUUCCAGUUUGAAGGGAAUAGGAAUCGGCGAAAACAUGGGUUUUGAUUUUGACCAGGAUCUAAAGGAUGUUUAUUCAGGUCUUAUGGAGCAAGCUAACCCUGAUGGCUUUCUUGACCUGGAAGGUGGUUCUAUCAAGGAAGGGUUUCCAGAGGGGAUAAGAGAGUCCAUUGAUUUUAGUGGAGUUUUUUCACUGGAAGAUGAAUUAGAAGAAGGGGAGAUUCUGGGGGGUCUGAGGAAUGGACAUUUAUCUUCUCCAAGUUGAGUGGAACUGCAGUUCAGCUACUGCAAGUUGGGUUUAACUGUGUUCCCUUUUUUUUUUUUUUUUUUUUUUUCUGUAAAAGUGUUCCUUUGAUGUUGAACACAAAAUCAGGGUUGCAUAGUGUCUUGCAAAGACUUCUCACAAAGGUUUGGGUUUUGUUUAUUGGCCCUUUUUUGUCCCUUUUUUUUUGUCCCUUAAUUGUGGUGUGGCUCCACUGGUCUAAAGGCACUAUGUGUUAACAGACAUUUUCAGCUUGCGUGUCUUUUCACGAUUGAUCUAUUACACAGGUUAGGUGUGGCUGCGUGCAAUUGGGGUUUAA